ACGUGUAACAAAACGGAAUUUUGUUUUGUUUGAUCGUUACAGACAGCCAUUAGAUUCAUUUGCUGACUGACAACAUAUUUCAUUCAAGUUUUGCUCACAGAAAAAGUGCAAAAAUAUAGCAAAAAAACUAAUAAAAUAUAUAAUUCAACAUGGCUGAAUCAGAUGUGCCGGAAGUAGAAGGUGUGGAUAACGAUGCCGAACAGGUUUCCAAUCUGAAAUUAUAUGCAUGUGUUGGAUUUGAUGGCAAUACAAUUCAUGGUUUGCGAGCGCAUCCAAACGGUGUGGACAUCGUCUACCCCACGGGAAAUAAAGUUGUGAUAAAGAACAUGCAAACCGAGCGACAUGAUUUCCUCGCUGGGCACACCAAUUCAAUUUCCGCGCUGGACAUUUCUCGCAGUGGAAACUACGUAGCCUCCGGACAAAUUAAUCACAUCGGGUUUCUGGCAUCUGUCAUCCUUUGGGAUUUUCACAAAAGGGAGCUUCUCGCAAAGCAUGAAUGUCACAAAGUACGUGUUGAGGCAAUUGUCUUCUCUGCCAAAGACGACUUCCUCCUAUCCCUAGGUGGCCGCGACUGCGGGUCAGUUGUAGUGUGGGAUAUUAAACAAAAGAAGCUCAUCUGUAGCACGGAGGCAUCACGCGGAACGCAAGGCGAUGCUUUCGUCCUCUAUCCAAUGAACUGCCGUGAUCCCUGUUUCAUGACAGGUGGUGAUGGCACGUUGAUGAUUUGGAAAAUUGAUGCGGCAGCUCGAUCCAUCACCGGUACCUCGGUAAGUCUUGCUAAAUUGAAACGCAUAGUGCUAUGCAUGGCAGCAAAUGACCGCGAUGAGAUUUGCUUCUGCGGAACGAGCACGGGCGAUGUAUUAAAGAUACGUCUGAAUUUCCAUCAUGAUGUGGAAGUUCUAGACCCGCAAAAGUUACCCAUGAUGAUUGGAUGUUUUACUAAAAUUAGCAAGAAGAAGUUGCCGGCUGGCACCGUAGAACUCUACCAAAUGGGCAUCCGGUCUAUCAUUUUAACAGCGCAGGGCGAGCUUGUUAUUGGUGCCGGUGAUGGUACUGUUGAGUUGGUUGUAGAAAAUCCCAAAUAUUUGGAACGUUUGAAGAAGCCAUCUAGUAUUGCUUACAAGUUGUGUACACUGCCCGAAUUUAAAGUGAUAAGGACUGCACAUGUUAAAACAGCCGUAACUAGUCUGGUGAUGAAAGAUGAUGACACUAUGUAUGCAGGCACGCAAAAUUGUGAAGUUUUCCUCAUUGAGUUUAAAACAUUCGUCGUGAAACUCUUAAUCACGUGCCACACUUCAACAAUAUACGACGUGGCAUUUCCCCACCAUUUCCCGGAUGUAUUUGCAACAGCAAGUAUUCACAAUAUCCGGAUUUGGAGCACCAAAACCGCUACCGAAUUGCUGCGGAUAAUGGUACCGAAUUUUACAUGUUCCAAAGUCAUUUUUACCUAUGACGGCAAAUGUAUUCUUUCGGCAUGGAAUGACGGCGUCAUACGCGCAUUUACUCCGCUAACAGGACGACUAAUGUAUGCUAUAAUGGACGCACACAACAAAGGUGUAUCGGCUUUGUGCGUCCUAAAAUCGGGCCGCAUGAUCAUCAGUGGUGGUUGUGAAGGACAAGUUCGAUGUUGGGAUAUCAAGCCCACAACUCAAACACUUAUCUGUACACUGAAGGAGCACAAAGGUCCAGUGUCCUCAAUUCACAUCAACAAUGCAAACGAUGAAGCGGUCAGUGCUAGUACCGAUGGCAGUUGCAUUAUUUGGGACAUUGUACGUUUCGUCCGGCGGCAGGUUAUCUUUGCGAAUACGUUGUUCAUGACGGUAGCGUAUCAUCCCAGCGACGUGCAGAUUUUAACCUCAGGUUCGGACAAGAAAAUCUGCUACUGGGAAGUUUUAGACGGCAGUCUCGUACGCGAAUUGGAAGGUUCUUCGUCAAGCGCGGUGAAUACGAUUCAUAUGAGUGGCAAUGGAGUCGUUUUUGCAUCGGGAGGAAAUGAUCAAAUUAUCAGAGUGUGGAAUUAUCAAGGCGGUAAUACUACUCACAUUGGUGCGGGACACUGUUCAGUCGUAACUGCUGUUUCGUUCAGUCCCAAUGGGAAAUAUUUAGUGAGCACCGGCGGGGCUGGUGAAAUAUUCAUCUGGAUGGCUCCUAAAACCGCGCAGGAACCAUCAUCACACGAAUUGACAAGCCUUGGAGGUGGAGAUAGUUACUCAGUAGUGAAAGGCGCCGAGGAACACAUUUCCAAACUCCCGCGUCAUUGCAGAUGCAAGAACAAGGCUUGUGUACCUCUAAGUAGAGUUGGAAGGUGCAAGAAGUAAUGCUGGAUAUGGAUUUAAAUCUACAAUAUUAAUUUACAAUUUUAUACCGGACCUUUUACACAAGAUGGAAAUUAAAUAUUUUCAUAUCAA
Dalotia coriaria is the source of this 2408-nucleotide messenger RNA. RefSeq names its product cilia- and flagella-associated protein 52. Gene Ontology annotation, molecular function: protein binding. Bases 150 to 2318 code for a protein of 722 amino acids. The record is from RefSeq and is a predicted model, not a curated record. NCBI's taxonomy places the organism in Eukaryota, Metazoa, Arthropoda, Insecta, Coleoptera, Staphylinidae. The transcript has 6 exons.